Molecule: messenger RNA, 2834 nt
Organism: Oreochromis niloticus (Nile tilapia)
Lineage: Eukaryota; Metazoa; Chordata; Actinopteri; Cichliformes; Cichlidae
Exons: 21
Coding region: 1-2676 (891 amino acids)
Source: RefSeq, a predicted model, not a curated record
AUGUCCCAUCCCUUAUAUAACCUCUAUGCCUCUGGGAAACAAAGUUCAGCCCAGGGGCGCUAUGGACAGCCGAGUAUGCAGGCAGAGAGAGACUCUCAUAAGGCAUCUCCUCAUCUUGGGCCUGGGUCCAGCUUUAGCUCUUCUGGAGUUUCAUCUGCGACUCCUGCAAAAUCUGGAGGAACAAUCCCAUCACGGCUAACUAUGCCAAUGAGCUGCAGGCCAGAAGGGAGUAAGACUUCAAUGGAAGAGGACAUAAAGAGGUCCAAACCUGUGGGCUCUGCAGAGUCUACUUCAGAAACAGCUGUGAACAUCCUUAUGCAAUUUGGACUUGAAAAAGAGGACCUGGAACAUCCGAUCUCAUACUCUGAAGAUCAGAUCACUCCUGACAAUCUGCCUUUUACCUUAGAAGUGACAAGGAAUAUCCCAGUGCUGGCCCAGAUGCAAGACUACACUGCCACUUCACCUAGGGUCUUUCCGCAUACCUGCUCUCUGUGUAACAAGGAAUGUAAUCAGAUGAAGGAUUGGGUCUCCCACCAGAAUACCAGCCGUCACAUCGAGAACUGCAAACUUCUGCGAAAGCAAUACCCAGAGUGGAACGGUGAAAUAGCAUCACCGCUAGGAAGAAAACCAGACAUGAGAGUCGUUCCCAUUCCUGCAGCCCCCGCAGUCAUCGUGACUCAGAGCGUAGCAGCGACAGGCGAAGUAGGCGUUCCCGCUCCCGCAGCCAUCGUGACUCGGAGCGAAGAAGAAAUAGACGAAGUAGCCGUUCCCGCUCUCGCAGCCACGUCGCCGCCGUUCCGUCUCGAGCUGGAGCAUAGGAGGAACAGUCAUUCCUGUUCUCAAUCACGCAGCCCCCGAAGGGAGAGACACAGAAGCCAAUCACGAUCUCUGUACAGGUCCAGACAGAAUCGCAGGUCCCGGUCUCAUUCUGACUCCUCAUGGUAUGACCGUCCUUCCUCUUCACGAUAUCGAUCACGCUCAAGGUGCCGCGAGAGACGAUCCUCACCGAGAAGAAGAGAUGAGAAACGUUCAUCACCGAGGAGAAGCUGGGAGAGGCGAUCGUCGACUGAGAGGUCAUCUCCUAGGCGAAAGAAGUCGAGCAGCUCAAAGAUCUUGGCAAAGAAACUGCUGGAAACAUCAGCUCUCCAGUCCUUAUCAAAACAGUCUGACCUGGAGACUGUCGUCAAAACUUUGGCUCCUGCCCUGCUGGCUCAGCUAGUCAAGAUGAAGUCGUCCCCAUCAACAUCAUCAUCAUCGUCCUCACGUUCUGCAUCUCCAGAAACAACUAAAGGGACGCCUAGCACAGAGAAGACAAAGGCUGGUAAAUCUUCCUCUCCGACCAUGGUGAGGCUACAAGGGACUGAAGCUGCGGUGGCACCUAAAAAUACAGCCAAGGCUACGGAGGCUAUUGAACCAAUUAAAGGUGCUGCAGUUGACGACUCUGUGACUGCAGAGAAGAUCUCAAAGGAUCAGCCGGUCGCUGUUACCCACCCAACAUUUUGGGAGCGGAUACAAGAGCAACUGAGUCCAGAAAGAAUCCGUUGUCUCAAGACAGUCAAACUUCCCAAUUCAAAGCUUGUUUUGCUUGAUUACAAGGUGCUGUUAAUAAGCAACCUGCCAGAGUAUCACGAUGGCUGUUACGCAGAGGAGGACAUCGCCGGUCUGCUCACUCGACACAGAUUUGAAUAUUACGACGACACGAUCUACGUUAUACCACAGGCACGCAUGGCUUUUGCCCUCAUGCCGACAGCAGUGGCAGCUAAAAACAUCGUGCUAGCAUCAGAAAAACAUGAUUUUAUUCUCAACGGGUCUAAACUUCGACUGCAGGUUGAGAAGGGCAACAUUUUAAUGACGCCGCUUGAGUUUUAUAAGUCUCUGAUGAAACGGCUAUGCUAUCAAGUGACUGACAAUGGAGCACGAAUAAUCUACAUCAGGAACAUCUCGCCAGGCGAGUCCCGGGAUCUCAGAGAAGCUUUGGAAAAAAUGGAUUGUGUAAGAAACUACCUGCCUCUUCUCAACAAGGUGUUUAUCGAAUUUCAGUCUCUUCGUGAUGCUGAUCGCCUUGGCGUUUGGUACAGCCUUCUAAAACGGGCCACCGGCCACAAAUUGUCAAGGCUGAAAAUACCACACGGUGGAUGUACCUCACUGCCACCAAGAUUGCCAGACAAAGCUUUGCCAGACAGCGAGGUUGCUGUUGAUGGUGCAACUGUCCCAACAGAAGAUAUUACCGUCCCACAACGCAGCACUUCACCAUAUUGGAUCACAAUGACAACUAGUCCCUUUGUGUUCCCCACUGUCUCUCCUUGGUUCACAAUCCCAGAGUAUUUAACUGUCAGUGAACCUGAUGACAUUGAGAAAGCCCAAUCUCAAGGUUCUACGUUCUCCACGAUCAUGUUGACCGGUUUGCCAGAAGGAAACUACAGACAGGAGGAUGUCACCAAGCUGGUGUGGCGUUACUUCCCUGAUCAGACGGUUCAGACUCUGUACUACAACAUAAUCGUUUUAUCACUGCAGAGGAGGGCCUUUGUGUUUUUAACAGCUGGGAUGCGUGCUGCGAUUUCGCCAGAGAUUACCUCAAAAAUCCAGUUACUGUUGGAGAGUGGACGCUCAGAAUCCACAUUGUUUUACAAGACAUGCUUCCUGGUUCAAGUGAGGAGAGCAUGUAUAGAAGCAUGAUGAAAUGGAGCAACACUCAUGUUCCAGAGUCUGAGGCUCUGGAGGACCGGCUGCUGAGUGUGGAGGUCUCCGAGGUGAAUGUGGACCUUCUCAUGAUGAUCAUGGAAGCGGUGGCGUCCAUUGCUGCUUUUGUCAGAUUCUUGCCGCUUGCCAACAGG